This is a messenger RNA of Selaginella moellendorffii, 398 nucleotides long. RefSeq names its product transcription elongation factor 1 homolog. Gene Ontology annotation, cellular component: transcription elongation factor complex. Gene Ontology annotation, molecular function: RNA polymerase II complex binding. Bases 34 to 291 code for a protein of 85 amino acids. The transcript is spliced from 4 exons. Gene Ontology annotation, biological process: transcription elongation by RNA polymerase II. The record is from RefSeq and is a predicted model, not a curated record. Lineage: Eukaryota; Viridiplantae; Streptophyta; Lycopodiopsida; Selaginellales; Selaginellaceae.
ACCCUAAAUCAAAAUUUAGGGUUCUUGGAGGAAAUGGGCAAGCGCAAAUCCGCCAAGAAGCCGCAGCCCAGCAGAAAGAUGCAGGAGAAGCUGCCAUCGGUGUUUAGCUGCCCGUUCUGCAAUCACGAGAGCAGCGUCGAGUGCCGCAUGGAUCGAAAGAAUGCCGUGGGCGAAGCGUCGUGCAGGAUUUGCCAGGAGAAGUACUCCACUCAAAUUGACGCUUUGAGCGAGCCAAUCGAUGUCUAUAGCGAAUGGAUCGACGAAUGCGAGCGAGCAAACACUGCCUCGUGAAGGAAGGUUUGAGUUUUACAUAUACAUAGCGUGUAAAUACGCACUCUUCCAAGAAAACCAGUGUGUAAUGUGCAGUCCAGGAAUACAUUAGCUUGGAUUUUUUUCUC